Tribolium castaneum (red flour beetle) is the source of this 656-nucleotide messenger RNA. It is a transcript of the gene Cnep1r2, whose product is annotated as CTD nuclear envelope phosphatase 1 regulatory subunit 2. The transcript is spliced from 4 exons. The record is from RefSeq and is a predicted model, not a curated record. Gene Ontology annotation, cellular component: cytoplasm; Nem1-Spo7 phosphatase complex. Lineage: Eukaryota; Metazoa; Arthropoda; Insecta; Coleoptera; Tenebrionidae. Bases 171 to 554 code for a protein of 127 amino acids.
UGGUUGUUUUCCGUGCUAGUCUAGAUUGUCAAAAUUCAAUAAUGUCUUUUUCCGUGUGAAAUGUCAAAUUCUAUUUUAGUUAAGCUAAAUGAUUUAUCCAAAUACUCGCAUUUACGACAAAACAGAGUGUUCAUUUUAUUGUAAAAAGACUAAAGGUGCAUUUUAUAAUUAUGUCUCUAGAACAAACCGCAUGUGAAGAUUUGAAAGCCUUCGAGAGGCGGCUUACAGAAGUCAUAGCUUGUUUGCACCCUUCAACAAUAAGAUGGAGAAUUGUCCUCAUAGUAGUCUCAAUAUGCAUAGCGACAGGUGCUGGUCAGUGGCUGAUGGACCCAGAAACACGCAUAGUCCCACUUUCACAAUCUUUGACAAACCACCCCUUUUUCAUAGUUUCCACAAUCAUGUUCCUAAUUAUUUUAUGUCUUGGUGUGCACAAAAGAGUGAUAGCAGCUUCCAUAAUCACUUCUAGAACAAGGGAAGUAUUAAAUGAUUUUAAUAUGUCAUGUGACGACUCAGGCAAACUUAUUUUGAGGCCUAGACCAACAAAUAUCACGUGACAAAUAUGUUACUACCUUACUGUCCCUCUUCAAGCAAUUUUUACUUUUCCUAGACUUGUUAACGUGUAAAUACAGUUCUCAAAUAAAUUUUAUACAAAAUGA